CAAUCCUACACCGGCUUUCUGGAGGACGGUCAGAUGAUUCGCCACUGAGAGACAGACAGACUGAACCACAAAAUGUCAGGGUUAAAACAUCACAUGUCACUCCCUGUGGCAGUGGGUGCCUUGUUGGUGGGCCUCCCAUACUCCAUCUCUCUAGCUGCCCAGUGGAUUUAUGGAUGGCCCAACAAGCCAGGAUAUAAGAAGUACAUAGAAGCCCUAAAACCAAGGCGAAUCUACUGUUUGACCAGAGCUGUGCUGGAAACUCUCAAAUAUCUGCAGUAUGGGAGACUUUACUUUCAGUGGAAGUCAUGGUACAAGAAUGAAGAGAACCGUAAGCAUUAUGAGAAGGCCAUCGUAUUUGGCCGACGGGGCAACAAGCUGGACUUGUACCACCCUCCAAGUGUGGGCAAGCCUGAAGAUGUGCCUGCACCGCUGGUGGUUUUCAUCUAUGGAGGUGCCUGGGGCUCUGGAGACAGAUCCAUUUACUGUCUGCUCGCCAGGAAAAUGGCUGAAGAACUGAGCGCAACUGUCAUUUGUCCUGAUUACUGCACCUAUCCAAAGGGGAACGUCUUAGGGAUGGUCCAAGAUAUCGCUGACUGUUUGGUUUGGGCCCAAGAGAGUGGACAGAAGUUCAACUUUGACAAAGACAACAUUGUGUUAAUUGGCCAUUCAGCAGGCGCACACUUGUGUGCUUUGACCACACUGUUUCUCAUUGACACAAGAGAGGAGCUUUUCAUAGAGGCCAGUAAGCAGCGGGACAUUACACAGGCGAUAAGAGGAGUUAUUGGUUUAAGUGGUGUGUACAACAUCAUGGACCAUUAUGAGCAUGAACAGAAGCGAGCAGUGGAAUAUGUGUCUACCAUGCACAAAGCCAUGAAUGGAGUGGAAAACUUUCCGUACUACUCGCCAACACACUUACUGAAGAAGCUCAGCCAGGACAAACUACAGAGAGUGCCUCCCUUCGCUUUGCUCCACGGGACCAGUGACAUUAUUGUCCCUGUUGAAUCUUCCACGAAGUUCUCUGAACUUCUCACCUCAGUGUCAGUGAAGGUGUCGCUCUACCUGCUGCCGAGAGUGGACCACACUGAGAUGGUUACUGACCUCAUGGCGUCAGACAGGCGCUUCUACCAUCCCAUCUACAGCUGUAUCAAACAGGAGUACAGAAAGCUUCUGGGAGCCUGCUGAUGUCCCAUCAGAUCAUCAGGAAAACAUCUCUCACUCAUCACUGAUAUUUACUGACUGUGCCACACACUCACUUUGUUUACAGUAACUACUCUAAUACCUCAAAAUGAAUCUUUUAGCCUUGAUUUUAACUUGAUUCUUUGACAUUGUGAUUCCAUAAAAAUGAUUUAACUGUUCUCUCACUGUAACUGAAGUGAUUGGAAACAUCAUUCUAAUAAUGGCUCGGAGAGGUUUUAUCCAGAUUGCAGUACACUGAAGUAAGUAAACUUGAAGUGAAAUGAAUCAUGAAGCAAUAACAGUAUUAUGAAAAACACAGUAAAGCACAAUACAACAGUACUGAAAUGGAAUGUUUUAGUGAAGUCACAAAUUAAUUUGUUUGUUUUUUCCAAAUGAAACAUUUUCCUUAUAUAUUGUAACAUCUUAUUUUAAAAACCUAUUUAUUGAUUCCAUGUGCAGACAUAUUAAACCAGCUUGAAGGAA
Messenger RNA from Lates calcarifer (barramundi perch), 1659 nucleotides. RefSeq lists its product as uncharacterized. The record is from RefSeq and is a predicted model, not a curated record. NCBI's taxonomy places the organism in Eukaryota, Metazoa, Chordata, Actinopteri, Centropomidae.